AUGCCUCAUAAUCCGUUCAUCUUCUCUCCCACACAAUUCAUCCGCAUUUUCGUGAUCGUCAACAUCACCACCUACAUCACCACCAGGGCCUACCUCGACUCCCGAGCGCCACCGACCCCUCAACCCCGCCUCGACGAGGAGGGGAAUAACAACAACAACUACUACUGCUGCAUCACCAACACCACCACUGGCCGCACGCCGACAGGGCAGGCAAUAACAAGAACCACAACAGCCGCACCGAUGGCACCGAAAGGCAAAGGCGAAAACACCAGAAAAGCUGCAGGCAAUGCCCGCAAAGCCGACGCCGCGGCGCAGAAGCAAGCCGCCGCAGACGCCGUAGCGGCCGCGCGCGAGGAGGAGAAAUGGCAACAGGGCUCCAAGGACACGUCCAAGAAACAAGCGGCGGCGGCCAAGGCCGCAGAGCAGGCGGCGAAGAAGGCCGAGCGGGAGGCGAUGCUCGCGGCCGAAGAGAAGGGGAUGCGAGACAAACCCAAGGGGGCGAACAAGAAGACGGCGGAGAAGAAGAGCAGCAGCAGCCGGGGCACGCUGGACCUGGCCCAACUCGACGGGGACCAACCCAGCGGCAGCAGCAAAGAGCGGGCGCUGAACGCGUCGGGCAUCGACAACGCGCUGGACGCCCUGUCGCUGACGACGGGGUCGGCCAACGACAUGAAGCUCGACCGCCACCCGGAGCGCCGCUUUCCGGCGGCGUACAAGGCGUACGAGGAGCGACGGCUGCCGGAGAUCGACCGGGAGCGACCCGGCCUGCGGCGCAACCAGAAGAUCGAGCUCAUCAAGAAGGAGUUCGAGCGGUCCGACGAGAACCCCUUCAACCAGGCUGGCAACGUGCGCUACGACGCCAGCAAGGAGGAGCUGGCCGACGUGCGCAAGAAGGUGCGCGAGGGCGUCGAGAAUCGCUUGGGCGAGAAGUGA
This is a messenger RNA of Fonsecaea erecta, 933 nucleotides long. RefSeq lists its product as hypothetical. The transcript has a single exon. Gene Ontology annotation, cellular component: nucleus. Gene Ontology annotation, molecular function: transcription coactivator activity. Bases 1 to 933 code for a protein of 310 amino acids. The record is from RefSeq and is a predicted model, not a curated record. Lineage: Eukaryota; Fungi; Ascomycota; Eurotiomycetes; Chaetothyriales; Herpotrichiellaceae. Gene Ontology annotation, biological process: transcription by RNA polymerase II.